Messenger RNA from Tetrahymena thermophila SB210, 558 nucleotides. RefSeq names its product transmembrane protein, putative. The transcript has a single exon. The record is from RefSeq and is a predicted model, not a curated record. NCBI's taxonomy places the organism in Eukaryota, Ciliophora, Oligohymenophorea, Hymenostomatida, Tetrahymenidae.
AUGAUAAAACAUUUCUUUUAUUUUUUAUUCAAAAUAAAUUAGGAAAAAAUAAAUAAAACUUAAUAGAAAUAUAAUUUUUAAGAAAAAAUUAUUAAGAAAAAUCUCAUGAAUUAAUUAUAUAUUAAUUUUUAAUUCAUUAUGUAAAGAGUUUUCUAUAAUUUCUCUCUUAUGAUCUCUUUAUUAUCUUCUUUAAAUUUCUUCCUUAAUUAUUAUUUUUAUCUUCUUAGUAAUAAUAUAUUAUUCUAAUUAAUUCUUAAAUUCUACUUGAGUUGCUAAGCUUUCUAAACUAACAAAGAUAAUCUUAUAAAUUAAGUAAUAAAGAUAAUGAUUUUAAAGCAAGUCAACAUAUAAAAAAAGAAAGAAAUUAAGAAGAAUUUAAAGAAAAUUAAGAUUUUUAAUUAAUAUUUAAGUAUUUAAGUCUAAAGAAAGAAUAAAGUAUCAUAAGAAAUUAUAGACGAAGAGGAAGAUUGGGAGUUUGAAGAUUUAGAUUAAACUCAUUCAUUCUUAAAAUUCAAAGAGAUAUAUAGAUUUUUGCUUAUAAUAACAACUAUUAUUUGA